This is a messenger RNA of Poeciliopsis prolifica (blackstripe livebearer), 9361 nucleotides long. It is a transcript of the gene syngap1b, whose product is annotated as synaptic Ras GTPase activating protein 1b. The record is from RefSeq and is a predicted model, not a curated record. NCBI's taxonomy places the organism in Eukaryota, Metazoa, Chordata, Actinopteri, Cyprinodontiformes, Poeciliidae. The coding region runs from base 1881 to 6182 and encodes 1433 amino acids. The transcript has 19 exons. Gene Ontology annotation, biological process: regulation of GTPase activity.
GGGAAAAACAGAGAGGCGCAGGGCAUUUUGUGCACUGCCGCCGCCGCCUCUCCAAACUGUCCUACCAUCCACCUUUGCAGGAAAAUCUCCAUCCAUGCAGUCGGGACACACAGCUUUCUGGGCGGAUUUCCUAAGGAUGAAAUUUUUUAGGGAGAAGGAGGACAAGGGACUAAGUUGUGAUCAGUAUCUGCCCGCUUCUGGGCUGCAUCCACUUUGUUUUUAGACUUCCUUUCCGACCGAUCAUAUCUACUUCUCAUUUCUGCACAAGGUGGAAUGUGUUGUACUUUUUUUCUGCACAAGGAGCUUAAUUGUUCUGAUUGCUCGUUGGCUGCUUCUUGUGGGGGUGUGGAGCUCUCUGGUGCACUUCACGCACGCUCUCAUGCAUGCACUGCAUUUUCCCAGACAUGCACCUCCUUCCUCCGUAGCUUUCGAUCACAGUUAAACUCCGUCAUCUCCAACCCCUCCAUCCGUCCCCGGCCACUUCAUCUCUGACAUGCACAAUAAGGCGGGAACGCACUAAGGAGACGUGCUCAGAAAAAACAUUCCCGUCUAAAAGAUGAGAGGAAUCGUCCUCAGUGGAUCUCUUGUCGGACACCGGGAUUACGAGCAGAGGGUCUGUCCGGAGGGCACGGGGGAGAGAGGACAGCAAGAGGCUGGGGAGGGGGCGCUCUCAUCCCCACUGCGUUCCACCGAGCUGCCGAUGCUGCCGGCACUCAGUCAGAAGCAGUCUGCUGGUGCUGGAGGGAGGCGGGGGGAGGAUGAACACUGCCUCAGUGUGAAAUUAUAACAGUCAGCCCGCUCUGGGAGUGUUUGUUUCUCUGUCGUUUUACCUCUCACUAAUUAAUCUGAGGAUGCGAGGUAACGAACAGUGGCCUAUUUAAAACUGUCAUCGUGCGUACACUUUGCGGUUUGGCACUUUCAGGCCACAUCAGCAGUAAAUUUAGCACUUUAGAAAAGCACAGGCCCACAGUUGGGAGUUUACCUUUGCAGUGACAGGACAUCCUUCCACCAACAGGUCACUCUGUUGGUGUGUUUAUAUGUGUGUGUAAGUUUGUGUUAGUCUAAUCGUUUAACUCAGUAGGAAAAAAAACAACUUAUAAUCUUCUUAUAGGAAUGUUAAGUGAAUCUGUGAUUAUUAUAUUGCGCCUAAUUAUAUUUUGUAUGUAUUAUUCAACCAAGGAAAUGCAAUCUUCUUAAUAAAUAUAUGCUACAAAGGAAUUUUAUGGGAUGCUUGUAGAGUAUUGGACCUAAAUAUUCAAAAAUCUUGAAGGAGCCCUGAUUAUAGGUGCCUUUAUGUUAAAUAAUAAAUUUUUUAUCCAUCUGCCUAUUUGUCCAUGAAAUAUUUAAAGGUCAUGGACUGAUUUAUUUAUACAUUUUGCACCUUCUGAAGCACUGAGCUUUUGUAGUGAAAUUGCUUUUUCUUUGCUCUGCUUCACUUUAAGAUCCCUUGAUUCCUCUCUUUUGUUCAGGCUGACUUUUUGAGCAAUACUUUUCUCUGUGGAACUUUUUUCUAUGGCCUUAUAAACCCACCGGAGGAUGUUUCAGCUGCUUCAUCAGACCGGCCUGUGUUUCGUAACACCUGUUGGCAGGUGCUGAUUGCAGACACGCUCAGUUAUUUAUAAGACGUCUGUAUCACUGUGCGCUUUCGGAGCUCAGAACAAUCAGCAGCACUUGACGGGAUGUGAGACAAUCUGCAGAACCGAACAAGUUCUGAGCCGAUGAAUAGAGACUGAGGCUGAAAUCAUCUUCUGCAUACAGAGGAGUCUCAUGCAGUAAGCUGGAGGCUGUCUGUACAAGUUUGGACAAAAAGCACAAGAGCCCCACCUGAUCUAGAUCACCGAGCCCGGAGGAAGAGCAUAGCCACUGGGAAGCAACCCAGCAUGGAGGUCCCUCCCACUGCCCCCCUUCAACCCUUCCGACAAUCCGUGAGUAACCCUCCCUAUCCUCGGCCUCGCUCGCUGCCUCCGUCCCUCUCGCUCUCCCUCCUCCCUCCUCCCGCUUUCGGCCCAUCUCAAACAUGUGGCAGACGGGUCAGCGGCACCCCGCCUCACCCCUUCCCUCUGUCCCUGGCCGUCUCCCCGUCCAUCACCUUUUGCCCGCCAGUGCAGCCGCAGAAAAAGGGCUCCAAGAAAGGGUCGGCCACGCCCCCGUUGCCCCGCUCGCUGCCUCUCUCUCCCUCCCUAUCCUUCACCCUGCCGCACUCGCCUGCCGCCUCCUCCUCCCCUCCCUUCUUGUACUGGGGAGGAGACUGGAGGGCUGCCGGUUCAAGUCCAGUGGCGGGAGGAACGUUUAUUGAACCGCUGCCCCCUGUUGAGAGUUUCCUCAGUAAGAGGUUGAAGGGCUCCAUCAAGAGGGCUAAGAGUCAGCCGAAACUGGACCGAACGAGCAGUUUCCGCCAAAUGAUCCUCCCCCGCUUCCGCAGUGCCGACCAAGACAGGACCCGUUUGAUGCAGAGCUUCAAAGAGUCCCACUCCCAUGAGUCCCUGCUGUCUCCCAGCAGCGCUGCCGAGGCGCUGGACCUCACACUGGAUGAGGACGCCAUCAUCAAACCCGUCCACUCCAGCAUCCUGGGACAGGAGUACUGUUUUGAGGUGACAACGGCGUCAGGAACCAAGUGCUUUGCGUGUCGCUCAGCCGCAGAGAGAGACAAAUGGAUCGAGAACCUGCAGAGAGCUGUCAAGCCCAACAAGGACAACAGUCGGAGGGUGGACAAUGUGCUGAAACUGUGGAUAAUUGAAGCCCGCGAGCUCCCAGCUAAGAAGCGCUACUACUGCGAGCUGUGCCUGGACGACAUGCUGUACGCCCGCACCACCAGCAAGCCCCGCACCGACACCGUCUUCUGGGGAGAGCACUUCGAGUUCAACAACCUGCCGGCCGUCCGCAACCUCCGCCUUCAUCUGUACAAAGAGACGGACAAGAAGAGACGGAAGGAAAAGAGCACAUACCUAGGAUUGGUCAGCAUCCCCAUCUCGAGCAUCACCGGGCGGCAGUUUGUGGAGCAAUGGUACCCAGUCAUCCAGCCCAGCGUUCUCACAAAGGGAGCCGGCGUCGGAGGAGGGAAAAUUAUCAAUGCGUCGCUUCGCCUCAAGUCCCGCUUCCAAACCAUGAACAUCCUGCCCAUGGAGCUGUAUAAAGAGUUCGCCGAGUACGUCACCAACAACUACCGGACCCUGUGCGCCGUGCUGGAGCCCGUGCUGAGCGUGAAGAGUAAGGAGGAAGUGGCCUGUGCUUUGGUGCAUAUCCUGCAAAGCACAGGGAAGGCGAAGGACUUCCUGUCUGACAUGGCCAUGUGUGAGGUAGACAGAUUUAUCGACCGAGAACACCUUAUAUUCAGAGAGAACACUCUGGCCACCAAAGCCAUAGAAGAGUACCUCAAACUGAUCGGACAUAAGUACCUCAAGGAUGCUAUCGGGGAGUUCAUAAGGGCCUUGUAUGAGUCAGAGGAAAAUUGCGAAGUGGACCCUAUGAGAAUACCACCCUCUGUGCUACCAGACCACCAAGCCAAUCUUCGAAUGUGCUGCGAACUGGCUCUCUGCAAAAUUGUUAAUUCCCAUUGUGUUUUCCCUCGUGAGCUGAAGGAGGUUUUUGCGUCCUGGAGAGUGCGUUGUGCCGAGAGGGGUCGGGAAGACAUCGCUGACCGCCUCAUCAGUGGAUCGCUCUUCCUGCGCUUCCUGUGUCCCGCCAUCAUGUCCCCGUCACUUUUCAAUCUCACCCAGGAGUAUCCCGACGAGCAGACGUCACGCACGCUCACUCUUAUCGCUAAAGUAGUGCAAAACCUCGCAAACUUCUCCAAGUUUGGCAAUAAGGAGGAGUACAUGUGUUUCAUGAAUGAGUUUUUAGAGAUGGAGUGGGGCUCCAUGCAGCAGUUCCUGUACGAGAUCUCCAACCUGGACAGCGUCAGCAACGCAGGCGGCUUUGAGGGAUACAUCGAUCUGGGCAGGGAGCUGUCGAUCCUGCACAGCCUCUUGUGGGAGGUCAUGGCUCAGCUCAGCAAGGAUGCCAUCAUCAAGCUGGGCCCUUUGCCCCGCCUCUUGAAUGACAUCAGCAUGGCGUUACGUAACCCUCACCUCCAGAGGCAGCCGAGCCACCAGACGGACCGGGUGCAGGACAGACAGUCGGACAGGCUGCUGUCUCGACCAAGCUUUAACCGAGGAAUCUCAUCAGAGUUCCAGAAUCUCAUGAUGAGAGAUUUAAACAGCUCCAUAGAUAUCACUCGUUUGCCUUCCCCUACUUCCACCGGAGGGGUCAUGCCAUCCCGCGCCCAGCUGAGCUUUCAGGACCGCGAUCACCCUCAUCGAGCCUCCAAAGACAUGUUCUACGUGUCUCGGCCGCCUCUGGCCCGCUCCAGCCCGGCGUACUGCACAAGCAGCUCGGAUAUCACAGAACCAGACGCUAAGGAUUCCCGAAUGAACAGCGUGUCUAACCUGCAGUCGGUGGACAUGCUCAACUCCUCCCAGGCCUCCAUCGCCGGUAUGGGCAGCUUCGGUGGGCUGAGCAGCGGAGGCGGUGGCGGCCUGGGGUCGGGCCUGAGCAGCCAGCUGCGGGCCGGUGGGAGGUUGUCAGCUGGCUCCGGCGGCUCCAGCAUGUCAGGCGGCCUCCGGCUGAGCCAGCUGAGCCAGAUGGGCACCACCACCGACUCGCUAUCCCAACAGCAGCAACACCAGGCCGCCGCCAUGCGCUACCCGCUUUCCUUCCAGAAUCCUCUCUUUCAUCUGGCGACGGCUGACGGGCCACAGCAACAGCUCCAUCACCAGCACAGCCGAGCUCAGCCCCCAGCGCCCCUGCUCCUGGCCCCCGACCCCGAGCCCUCUCACCAGGCCUACAUCCCACAGUUCGCCCAUGGGGGGUUCUCUCGCAGUGAGGAUCUGUCCACGCUCAGGACCCGGGAUGGUCACCUGGGCCAGCCCAGCAUAAUCCACUCGCACAGCUACAGUGACGACUACAGCAGGGCUGAAUACGGACGCAGGCAAAUCUCCAUGCAUAUGCAGGAUAACCUCCAUCAGCAACAUGAAAUGAUGGGAAUGGCCUCCCAGACUGGAACGUCCCACUCCUCCCUGGCCACCACUCCUCCCUCCACCGUUCAACCGAUGCGGCAGAGCUCUGUUGCUCCGCCUCCCACCCAGCGUGUCAAGUCCCAGACUUCCCACCAGCUAUCCGUCAGUGCGGCGGCCGCGCCCGUCGCCUCCAGUAAAAGCCGUCCGCAGAGCGGGAACCUCCUCCAGUCUCCAGAGUCUGGCUACGGCGGCAGGCAGCACGGGCCCCGGCAGCUGUCGGUCAAAGACAACACUGCCCCGGGUCUUCCCCACCAGCAGAGCUCUGUCAGGGAAAGUGGGAGUCCACAAGGGACCACCAGUCAGAGCACUCAGCAGUCACCACAGCAGUCUCAACAGCACCUUUUAAAACCCACCAUGAGCAAACAGGGCUCCCAGUCACCUACCACCCUCAAUCCCCCGACCCCAGCGAACGAGCGAACGGUGGCCUGGGUCUCCAACAUGCCUCACCUGUCGGCCGACAUCGAGAGUUCACGGAUUGACCGAGAGGAUUUCAAGCUCAAGGAGUAUUCAAAAAGCAUGGAUGAGUCGCGCAUGGACAGGGUCAAAGAGUACGAGGAGGAAAUCAGCUCUUUGAAGGAGCGUCUACUGAUGUCUCACAGAAAGCUGGAGGAGUACGAGAGGAGGCUCCUAACGCAGGAGCAGCAGACCAAUAGGAUCCUCCUGCAGUACCAGAACCGUCUGGAGGACAGCGAGAGGAGGCUACGACAACAGCAAGUGGAGAAAGACUCCCAAAUUAAAGGAAUAAUUAACAGACUCAUGGCUGUGGAGGAUGAAAUAAGGGGAGGAGCCAUUUAUGAGCCAAAAACCAGGAUUUUCGCUGAUCAGGAGGACCAGCUUUCCUCCCUGGGUUCAGCAGACCCCGGUGUGAAAACUGAAGGUGGAGGGGGAGGAGGAGGAGGAGAACAAGGAGGAGCGGUCACCAACGAUCAAGGCCCCACAGUCUCUUCCUCUGGCAUUUUCUCCAACACAUCGCCCCACAAUGGAGUCCUCCCCCAAAUUGUAGACCUUCCCUCCUCACCCACUCCUGAUUCACAACUUAGUCAGAUUGAAGAGCUCCGUGGCAAUCUAAAGACAACUUCACAGGCAACUGGAACCACAGCAACGGCAACUACGGGAAUCGCAGAUUAAAGGGGGGAGUAGGUCAAACACAACAGCGAGGAGCCAAAUCAGAGAGAGAUGGCACAAAGGAAAAAAAAACUGUACCCCCACUACUGUUUUGUUUCAAUUUUAUACAAAAAAAGACACUUUCUUGAAAACAUACAUGUGUCCUUAUGACCUGGGCAAGAGAGAGAAGAACACUGUGAGGGAGAGAAAUAAUAAUCACCCUGUAUGAUGCAUAACACAUUAACACUAAGGGCUCUUCAAUGGACUUGAUGCUCACAUGGAGCUUUAGAUAGUAUUGGUCUUGCAGGACAAGAUCACCAUACUUUGCACCUACUUUGAGUCUGUCACAGAAAGCAACCUGCUAUUUGAAUCCCUCGCCUCUUUGACUGCAUCACGUAAAGGUUGAGCACUAAACUCUUGCACCCCAAAGACUUCAGAGUAGCCUUUAAAAAAGGAAGCAGUACAAGCUGUAAACCCAACGGAGCAGCAGUGCCUUUUAAAAGUAUUCAUACUCUUUAAACCUUUUUCUAUUUCAUUUUGUCACAACAGCAGACUUAAAUGUGUUUUUCCUGAAAUUUUAUGUGACCAACACAAAGUUGAGCAUAAUUGUGAAGUCAAAGGGGAAGCAGACAUAUUUUUUUUAAUAUUUCAGAUCGAUUUGUAGACAAUCAAAGUAACCAGAGUUACUGUUUAGCAGAGUCUGGUGGAACAUCUCAACCAGCUUUGCACAUCUAGAGAUGAAGGUUGUUGAGAACAUCUGUGAACGUCAGCUUUUAAGACUAGUCACAAUUUCUUAGAGUCUGGACUUUGACUACACCAUCCAACACAUGCCUUUCCAUUUAUGCUCUGGCUGUAUGCGUCGGGUCGCUGUCCUGCUGGACGAUGAACCUCGAUGCAUGAAACCCAAGAUCAAAUUUAGUCUGACCAGAUCCAAAUGUUUUCUGUGACCUUUUCACGGCUUCUGUCAGUCACUUACUUCCUGCCACUCCUCUGUGAACUGCAUGACUAAGAGCAGUUCACAGACAGAUUGUCGACAGAUUGUCCUACCUGAGCUCUGAAGCUCCUCCAAAGUCACCAUGGUGCUCUUGGCUGCCUCUGAUUAAUGCUUCCUUGCUCGACCGGACAUUUAAUGGACGUCCAUGUCUUGUGUCAUCCUCUCUCCAUCUUCAGAAGAUGGACUAAAGACUCCUCUGUGAGAUGUUCAAAGCUCUGGACGUUACUUUAUAAGCUAACUCACCUAAACUUCUCCAGAACUUCCUCACUGACCUUUCUGCUGGGUUCCUUGGUCUUCAUCUUGCCGUUUCCAGAAAACCUUUGAAAACUUCACAGAAAAUCUGGAUUUAUCCUAAGAUGAAAUUGCACCCAUAUGGAGUCUACUUAUUAUGUAACUUUUAAAUGUAAUUAGUUUCGUUUGACUUUAUUUAGAGGCAUCGUUGUAAAAGGUAUGAAUACAAAUGCUUUACUUUUUAGAAAUUUUAAGGUUUUAAACCCACAAUUCUCCAGUUUCCUUAUAUCUCUACUUUGUGUUGGUUUAUCACAUAAAAUCCCCAGACCAUGCAUUAACUUUUGUGGUUGUAGCAUGAGAAAAUGUAAAAACGUGCAAGGAGUCUGAAUACUUUUGCAAGGUACUAAAGGUGCAUCACUAUCCUGAACAGCCAGCCUGCAGUCUUUCACAGUAGAGACUCGGUGAUGAACUCUGGCUUUUUUCCUAGUGCCUUUGAAAGUUUUUCAACAGGGUUUAACUAUAGAUGUGCACAUGGGCAUCCAGCGAAGCUUUGUUAGAAAGAGACUUAAAUGAUGUGCUGAAAGGGUCAUGCUCUAGGAUUUGAGUUACAGAAAAACAUUUUGGGAAACUUUUGUUUUGCUUUCUUCAACCUAAGGGACUACUUGUUUCCGGAAUGAGCUCGUGCAUUUUUUCUCUUCUCAAUCUCAGAACUGAUACAUGACAAACUGGUGCUAAACAGAAACAAAUGGUGCCAUUUUACCAAGUGAGCUGUCUGUGUGUCUGCCAUACCACUGCCUCGCUGUCUCCCCCUCCCUCUGCAACAUGUUCUUGAUGUGCCUCUGUCUCUGUUCUCUGUGCAUCCUGUUUUGCUCCUCCUUCCCCCCUCUAGAAGUGCACUAUUUAAAUAUCUGGUUGUAUUUAAGGUCAUUACAAGCAAUUUCUUAAUUUAGGAUAGAAAAAUUAGCAAGUUGUUUAAUUUCAUGUUACAGUAGAAGCUCAUUAAUUCACUUUGAGUGACAGCAAUCUACUCCUCAAACUGCUUCUUUAAAUGCACUUAAACACAAGUGAUGUUAAUGGUUGUUCAGUGGAAUGUAUUAAAUAAUAUUUUUCCAUAUAAAUAGAUCAUUUAUAACUAUAUAGAUUGUCUUAGAUUAGCCAUUAAGUGCCUGAGGUAAAUGUGCUUAGAUAAGCUCAACCAAAGGGUUGAUUUGUUUCAAAAUAUUACAUUGCACCCACAUUUAAAAAACAAAGAUUUUAAAAUGUUCUUAUUUUUGAUCAGAUGUGUUUAUUUAAAAGUAAAAGAAAAUCUGAAGUUUAUGUCAUGGUAAUGAUAUUAGAAUAAGUUGACAUGAUUUUGGGAAUAAAUGUUGUGUCAUAUGUGUAAAAUGCCUAAAAACACUAUUGUUGGAAGUGUUUCUAACAUGCAUUCAUAUUCAUUUUCAUUUUGAACUGUCUGUUGUAAGAUUUGUGUGUUUUUUCCCAGUCUGCUUCACAUUCUGUUUAAAUGUGGCGUGUGAUCGGUGAGGAGGUCAGAGUGAUUAGAUUUAAAACCAGUGAGAGUUAAACCAAAACGUAAACACACUAGCAGUCUUAACGCAGAGACACAUAGGGCUACUUCCUCCUUUCAUUGUGAAAUCUACCUGUGUGAUGAAUGAUCCUGAAUUAACAUUGCUGUGAAAAUACCUCAGUGACUCAGGUAAACAAGCAAUUGCCUCAGAGCUGAACACUAACACACACUCAAAUAAUUAUAAAAAAAACAAAAAAAAAACAGGAUGAGUCCAGCUUUGGAGAGACUGCCGCUCGAUAUCUAUGCUUUAACAGCACCUGAUCAAGAACCUCUGCCCCGUUUCUUCUCUCUCUGUGUCUCCCCUUGUUUUUCUCCCCCUUCUAGCCACUCUCAAAGCUUCAUGGAGGACAAUGUGGAACCUAAUUGGCUGAUGCACCAUCGGCAGUCUUCGGGGUGGCAUGGCCAAAUGUC